Messenger RNA from Symbiodinium natans, 2388 nucleotides. The record is from the annotation of a GenBank genome assembly. NCBI's taxonomy places the organism in Eukaryota, Dinophyceae, Suessiales, Symbiodiniaceae.
AUGUGGACAUCAGCAGAGGAAGUUGGAGGGCGCGUGAGGGAGCCGAUGUGCGUCGAGCAGUGGGGCCAUACAAGCAGGCGCUGUCAACGUCGGAAGCCGUCUCCUGGCAGGCACAAAGGUGAGAGGGGCCGGCCUGUGGGGAGAGGGGCGGGGGUAGGCAAGCGCAGCCAGUUCAUCUUGCCUAAGGUGGCGAUCAAGCUGCUGCGGGCCUCGCCGGGCAAUGCAAUCUAUGCAGAUGCGGCAGGGCGGACGGUGCCCGUCUUUCGCAACGUGUAUGCCGCGGAUCGCUCACAGCGCGAGGAUGCCUACAACAAGUUGACCGCCACGUACCGGGACCUGGAGCGCCAGGGCUUCGGCGUUGUACGACGGCGGCCCGGCGCGUGGCCAGUUUUCGUGAAACAUCGCUGGUCCGCUAUGUCCCAGGACGUCCAGGCGACCUUGCGAACUUGGGGCAUUCCUCUACAUUUCUUCGAUGGCUUUUUGGAGGCAGCAGCAGUGGAUCUGGCAGCCAAGACGGGCGUCCAGUCGACGCAGCACAUGCCCGGAAGCGAGCGCAGGCAGAUGGCGGCGGAGAGCAAAGUGCAUGCGGCUGGGGCGCCGGUUGAAGAAGAGCUCACGUCGAACAAGGCCGCCGCAGAAGCAUUGGCGUCGAGUGAGCCACAGAGUACCGAUGGCAAGGCGUGGAGGAACAUCUACAACGAGGUGCAUGAGGACCUGCCGCACGACGUGAGAGCCGCAACGUGUCUUGCGCGACGCGUGUGCCAGGCUGCGAAGCCCCCGUGCCAGAUCACCUUUGGCACGAAGCACAUGGUCGACGAGGGUGGUUGCGGCGGUUUCAAGCUUUGGGGGUCAUGCGCGGAAUGCCGCCCCAAAUGCUCCUUCCGCGCUAGAGUGACGGUGUGGGUCAGUGGGCCAGCCGAGGGCAAGGUCACCGUGGACUGUCGGGGCGCACACGGCAAAAGAAGUUUGGCGACAGGUGGUCGUCUCCUGUCAGCAGGUGUCGCCCACACAGUCAAUCAGAUCGUGGAAGCCAGGGAGCCCAUCACCAGCCGCAACAUCCGAGAGGCUUUGGCACGCAAGGAGCUGGAGCUGGGUUGUGAGUCGAAGCAACUCCACAACCUCGUGAAGCGACUGCGGCAGAAGCAUGGCACGGCGUCAGCCGUGGCCCCACUGCCAAUCCAGCCCUUCAAGGACGAGGCCGUCAGGCGGCAGGAAGAAGUCUCCUCGAAUCUGCAGUCCCCGGACCUGGCGCAUGUGUUCGUGCUGAAAUCGCCGCAUGGCAUUGUGGUCCAGGAAGAUCGGGUGUACGUGCCCGUCACCUGUCCGGGCAUGCUCCUACGCCUAAGAGACGCGGCGCGACACCGCAUCCGUCUCAUCGUGGACAUGAAAAUGGGAGCAGUUGCCAACAAUUACGGAGUCGUCACGCUGUGUUUUGCAGCGAGCAAUCCGGCUCCUGCAAACACCUCGGCGACCACGAUCAGCGGGCGACGCCAGCAGUACAUGGCCCACACGUGCACGGCACAGCCGGUUAUGCAAGCAAUCGUAAACUCUGAGGGAGAAGAGAAUCUGGUCGCUUGCUUCGAGGAUCUCGUUUGGCUCUGUCAGGAAGCUGCAGGCUUCGACUUACAGAGGAACAUUGUUCAAGUGCAAGCCGACUUCGCUCCAGGCAUCGCUGCAGCGCGCCGCAAGGUGUUCCCAGCUGCACGCUUCCUUGGCGACUACUUCCAUUACAAGAAGGCGGUGCGGAAGUCGCUUCCCAGCAAGGAUCGAGUCGGGCAGCAGGGCGCCAAGAAGCGCGGCAGGAAGAAGCGUGACUCCAAUCUCAGCAAUGUCUACGAUCUGUCCGACCUCACCAGGUGUCUGCCGACGCUGCAGCUGACGGACCUGAUAUGGCGAGCCAUCUUCCAGGACCUUCCUGCGGACGCUGCAGCUUAUCUGCAGAGGCAGUUCUUCCAGAAGUGCGCCGUCGCCGAUGUGCAGCGUGUGUUCAAGACCAUCGUCGCUCUUCCGCAGCAUGGGGGCAAGCUGUGGUUGCCGUCCUUCUGGGCCGGUGUCUUCGGCACAUGCCCUGGCAGUGGUGCAGGGUCCAACCCCUUGGAAGCGCGGCAUGCGGCGUGGGAAGCCGAAUUGAAGAGUCGCACGCGGAGCAGUCUUCUGGCCACCUUUGAUGGUCUCCAGCACCUGUAUGCGAAGUGGCGGAAGACGUUUGAGUGGGGGACCGCCAUGCGAAUGAGUGCCUUUCCGGUCGGCGAGAGUGAGCACCUCAUGAACAGUGCGACGCUCCGUUCACAGGGACGGUCGCCCGCCGUCGACUACUGGAAGAUGAGGAACGAGGGCAACCACGUCAAAUUUCGAGUUUGCAACUCGGCAAUGCAUCAGGGGCCGUGA